AUGAAGAUUGUUAAUCAUUUUAGAAAAUCAUAUCAAAAUAGGACUUAUUUGACUCAAAAAUUAAAAGAAAAUUUAAUUAUAGGAGGUGGAUUACAAGGAUAUUCAAAAACACAAAAAGAACUUUAUAAAACAUUUAAUGAAAGUUUAAAUUUUACUGAAUUUUCUGAUGAAAUUCAUGAACAGAAAGAAGAAUUUGAUUUUAUUGAUGAUAAUAAUGAGGAUAUUGCUGAAGAAAAUGAGACAGAAAUUCCAAACAAAAAUAAUAAAAUCAUUAUAGAAAAUUAUUUUGAUUUUAAUAGUCAAGAAUUUCAAAAAGCUUUAAAUAUGAAUAUAAGAGUAAUAAUUGAAGAAACAGAAUAUAUUGAUCAUGAAAAUAAAAACUUUAAUAUAAAUGCAAUAUUAGAUACUAAUUUGAAUUAG
Molecule: messenger RNA, 420 nt
Organism: Funneliformis geosporum
Lineage: Eukaryota; Fungi; Glomeromycota; Glomeromycetes; Glomerales; Glomeraceae
Source: the annotation of a GenBank genome assembly